AUUCCCACCCAGCAAACAUCCCUUACUUCUUUAUAGCUCUCUCCAAAAUCUUUUGAAAAACAAAAUGCAGACCAAAAACUAACUCUAAACAGAUCCAAAAUCUUUUAUCACAACAUAUUUGAUGGAAUGAUCACUGUGAGAAGAUUGAUCAAACCAAAAACAUCUUUCACUUUUCUUUCUCUCCAAAAACGCCUCAAAUCCCAGAAAUUUUCCUUAAUAACCCCUCCAAAACUCUUGUCUAAUCUCAAAUUUGGAUCCUCAGAUAUCAGCAGUAAUGAAAUAGCAGAAAAUACAUUGACGCUAAACCACCCAAUUCUCAAAAAACUAGAUGCGUGCUCUAAUCUCAAACAAUUUUAUCAAAUUCACACUCAAUUAAUCAUCUUAGGUAUCUUUCAUCACCCCCUCACUGCUAGUCGUGUCAUAAAGAAGCUUUCUUAUCUUCCUCAUAAUUUGAACAAUGCUGUUUUGCUCUUUGAAAAGCUUGAAAAAGUUGAUGCUUUUAUGUGCAAUACCAUUAUUAGAAGUUAUUCGAAUUUGGGUUACCCAAAAAAAGCACUUUUGUUUUAUUAUCAUUAUUUGAUUGGUGGGUUUAUAGUCCCUAAUCAUUACACUUUUCCCUUGAUAAUUAAGUUGUGCGUUGAACUUAGAUUGGUUAUAGAUGGAGAAAAGGUGCAUUCACUGGUUUUGAAAUCCGGGUUUAGUUUGGAUUUGUUUGUUAGGAAUUCUUUGAUUCAUAUGUACUCAGUUUUUGGAAGAAUGGGUGAUGCAGAGAAGGUGUUUGAUGAAUGUUCUGAGUGUGAUUUGGUAACUUGGAAUACUAUGCUUGAUGGGUACGUGAAGAAUGGGCAGUUACAUACUGCCUGCAAGUUGUUCGAUGAAAUGCCUGAAAGAGAUCACUUCACUUGGAACUCCAUACUUGCUGGCUAUGUUGGGGUUGGGAAUAUGGAGGUAGCAAUAGAGUUUUUUAGUUCAAUGCCUGAAAGAGAUGUUGUUUCUUGGAAUUGUUUGAUCGAUGGGUGUGCGAGGGUAGGAGACGUCUUGGCUGCUCGCGAGUGUUUUAAUCGAAUGCCAAACCCUAAUGUAGUGUCCUGGAAUACUAUGUUGGCCCUUUAUGUGCGUUGUAAGAAGUAUGAUGAGUGUGUAGCUUUGUUUGAUAGUAUGAUACAAAGAGAAGUUCAGCCGGAUGAAGCUAGUCUUGUAAGUGUUUUAACAGCAUGUGGCCAUUUGUGUAGGUUAGAUAGAGGUAAAUGGGUCCAUCACUAUAUAGAAAGUAAUAAGAGGAUUAAACCUGAUGUUUUGCUUUCUACAACCCUUUUGACAAUGUAUGCAAAAUGCGGGGAUAUGGAUACAGCUAAAUUUGUCUUUGAUAGUAUGUCUAAGAAGAGUGUUGUGUCAUGGAAUUCCAUGAUUAUGGGUUAUGGUUCUCUUGGUCUUGUAGAGAAAGCUCUUGAAACAUUUCUUGAGAUGGAAAAUAGUGGGCAGAUACCUAAUGAUGCCACUUUCACUUGUGUUUUAGCAGCAUGUGCACAUUCUGGCAAGGUCUUGGAGGGAUGGUGGUAUUUUGAUGUUAUGCAUAGAGUUUACAAGAUUGAACCGAAAGUUGAGCACUAUGGUUGUAUGAUUGAUCUCUUUGGGAGGGCCGGUCUGCUUAACGACACACACGAGCUAGCAAAAGAUAUACAUUUAAAGGGAGGAGCAACUUUAUGGGGAGCUCUUCUUUCAGCUUGUCAUACACAUUCAAAUAUAGAGCUUGGGGAGUUUGUUGGAAAGAGGCUGAUUGAGCAGGAACCGGAAGAUAUUGGUGCUUAUUUGUUGUUAUCGAACAUUUAUGCUGCGCAAGGGAGAUGGGAAGACGUCGAUAGAGUAAGGAGACUCAUAAAGGAAAAAGGUUUGCACAAAGAAGUAGGGUACAGCAAGGCCGAUUUUAGUGUGGGUGAACUAGAUUACUCUGCGAAAGAUGGAUCUCGCCAUAGAAAAAAUAUGAUUCAUAAAAUGUUGAGACAAAUGAGUUCCCAACUUAAGGUGUCAGGGAUUAGAACGCCAAGGACAGGGUAGUGUUCGACAUGAUUCUAUUGUUAAAACUCGGCAGUUCUGAUUACUGGAGUGUAGGACCAUGAUGACAUAAAGGUAUCCAAGAAAAGUACAUGAUGUAACAAAAUAAUGUUUGUGGAUCACAGUGAGACCCGAACAAACAAGCUAGUCUAUCUUAUCAAUUAUCCUGGAUAUUGCCUAACAUUAUAACUUUGCAAGGUUUCCAUGUCAAUCUGUGGACAAACGGUGAUGGUUCGCCUAGCCUGAGAGCUAUGAAGGGAACUUUUUCAGCAUAAAUGUUCUUUGCUAAGGCGAUACCCUCGUUUUUAACGGCUCUUACCUCUUGACCCAACGACAAAUGUUGAGGUAAAUCAUGGUAUUUCAGCCGUCUUCUAGGAGAAGGAAUUGAACCUGAAGCCCAGAAGGAGCCACCCUACAUUAAAGUGAUGAAACAACCACAUAAUGGUUGUUAGAAUUUGAAGUUGUGUUUUUGCGCAAAAUGGCCUCUGAUUAGUGAUAUAAGGAGAUUCUGCGCAAUUUUUUUUAAGUAAAUAAGGCAAAAUCUCAAACUUUCAACUAUCCAUAUGCAUGACUAGGGGAAAAAAACGAUUUAGCCUCAAACUUUUUACCUUGUCGCGCAUUACCAUGAUACCUAUCCUUAUAAAAAUUGCACAAACAUUCUGUCUUCA
Messenger RNA from Amaranthus tricolor (Joseph's coat), 2720 nucleotides. Its product is annotated as pentatricopeptide repeat-containing protein At3g29230-like. The record is from RefSeq and is a predicted model, not a curated record. Lineage: Eukaryota; Viridiplantae; Streptophyta; Magnoliopsida; Caryophyllales; Amaranthaceae. Gene Ontology annotation, molecular function: RNA binding; protein binding. The coding region runs from base 127 to 2055 and encodes 642 amino acids. Gene Ontology annotation, biological process: RNA modification. The transcript has a single exon.